CACCUAAAUGAUGUCAUGUGACUUGGGUGAUGUCCUCGGACACAAUGCGUUGGCGCCCUUAGCGUUGGGGUGGCAGUGUGAAAUGAUUUUAACUUAGCUGAGCCUGAUUACCCGCAAACCCAGUAAACCCGAGUUCAGCUGCAUAUUUAACCCGUAGAACAACCUGUUAUUGGCGACAGUACUUCAUGCACUGCACAGUGACGGUAGCAUGUUGAAGAAUCCACUGGUUGUCAUGGCAACUCCUACAGAGUGGGGAUUUAAAGUCAAACUGAACCCCACACUGUUAACAGAUCGCUAGUAACAGUUUUCAAAAACUCCGCAUCGGGAUUUAGAAUCUGGAUUAAACCCAUCACUUGAUGGCAGGGUGUGCGCAUGCGCGGUAAAUCUCCAGGCCACAUGAGUUCGGGUCACAGAAGCGUCAAACUGGAAGAAAUACCAAGAGGAGGAAUGGAUGUGGAGGAGGUGGCCGCCAUAAUAAAGCUCCAGAUUAGGAAGAAGAGGAAGAAGAGGGACUGUGUCUGAGACGGGAGGACUGGAUGUUAAAAAACUGAAGCAGUCAGAACAGGGUGUAAAGCUCCCAGCCACAGACCCACCAUGGGUUAGACAGAAAGCCACCUAUGGAUUAUCCACUUUAAGCACUUCAGCGAGGAUGAAGGGGGGCAGAAUGGACUUGUUUUCGCUGAGACAUCCUGACAAAGACGGGGACUGAGAGUGAACAGUGACCGGGAUCUGCAGCCCCAACCCGACCCGCUCUACACGUUUUUCUUUUGAUUUCUAAACUUAAGUAUUUUUUAUGAAUAUAAUUCCCUGAAGUCUGCGUGAAGCAGAGAUGUUCGCUGAAUUACUGUGCGGCGCCGUGGCUCUGGUCCUGUAUGUCAACACGCUGGGAGCUGAUUUCUGCUACGAUGACAGCCGUGCAAUCAAGACCAAUCAGGACCUGCUUCCAGAGACCCCCUGGAUAAACAUCUUUUACGAUGACUUCUGGGGAACCUUACUCACACACAGUGGUAGCCAUAAGUCUUACCGACCCCUCUGCACCCUCUCCUUCCGCCUGAACUAUGCUGUGGGUGGGCUGGAGCCUUGGGGUUACCACUUAGUCAAUGUGGCCCUCCACGGCGCUGUGACUGUCCUGUUUACCUCUCUGGCUCGUCUGCUGCUUGGAGGAGGACUGUGGAGCCUACUGGCUGGCCUGCUGUUUGCAUCUCAUCCCAUCCACACUGAGGCAGUGGCGGGCGUAGUCGGACGGGCCGACGAAGGUGCCGCCGUGUUCUUUUUGCUGUCCUUGCUGUGUUAUAUACAUCACUGUAGGCUGCGGGGGCACGCUGGGUCCUUGCGGCUUGCAGCAUGGCUCCUGAGCAGCUUGGCCUGCGCUGCUUGCAGCAUGCUGUGGAAGGAGCUGGGAGUGACCGUUCUGGCUGUAUCAGCAAUGUACGACGUCUGUGUUUUCCACAGGCUUAAACUGCGACAGAUCAUUAUGCUUCUUUACAAGAGGAAGAACAACCUCCUGCUGCUGAAGGUGCUUUUGUUGGCGGUGUGGGGGGUUGUCUUAUUGGCAUGCCGCUUCUCAUGGAUGGGCAACAAGCCCCCAAACUUCUCCAACUCGGACAACCCGGCAGCUGACUCGCCAUCACUCCUCGCCAGGACUUUAACAUUUUUCUACCUGCCUGCUGUCAACUUUUGGCUCCUCCUCUGCCCAGACAUGCUCAGUUUUGAUUGGUCAAUGGAUGCCUUGCCUCUGAUCAGGAGUCUUACUGACUUGAGAACCAUCCAGACAGUUAUAUUUUACCUUGGAUUAAUUUUGCUUGUUUGGUUUGGCCUCUGGACCUCCUUAACAUCCAGGACCAAGGACACCAAUGGAAAAAGUCACCAUUAUAUUAAUGGCAGAAAUGGGAACAGUAAUGGAUACAGUUAUCAGUGUAACAACCACGAACACUUAAGCAGCUCUCACACAGACAUAAAUGAUAUUAGUGCACAAAAUGGUACCAAUAGCCACUAUGGAAGCAGGACUUCAUUGCCCACCACUGAAAAUGUUGUGGCUUUCUCCCUGGGCCUCUUGGCCUUCCCUUUUUUACCUGCCACAAACUUGUUUUUUUAUGUUGGCUUUGUGAUAGCAGAGAGAGUACUGUACAUCCCCAGCAUGGGCUUUUGCCUGCUGGUUGCUGUGGGGCUGAGGUCCCUGUACGUCCGAGUCCAACGCAGGUCCUCCAGGAGAGUCUUGCUGUUCUGCAGUGGAGCAUUGGUCAUACUGUUUGGGAUGAAAACUAUUCUUAGGAAUCAGGACUGGCAGAAUGAGGAGAUGCUCUACAAGUCAGGGAUUUAUGUCAAUCCUGCUAAAGCUUGGGGCAACCUUGGAAAUGUUUUGAAGAGCCAAGGAAAGAUGGAUGAGGCUGAGCAGGCUUACAGAAACGCUCUGUAUUUUCGCAGCAACAUGGCAGACAUGCUGUAUAACCUCGGUUUGCUGCUGCAGGAAAGCAACAAGUUCUCAGAGGCUCUGCACUACUAUAAGCUGGCCAUUGGGAGCCGGCCAACGCUGGCUUCGGCCUACUUGAACACGGGCAUCAUACUGAUGAAUCAGGGUCAUCUGGACGAGGCCAAGCGCACGUUCCUCACAUGUGCGGACAUCCCUGACGAGAACCUGAAGGACCCUCAUGCCCACAAGAGUUCAGUCACCAGCUGCCUGUACAACCUGGGCAAGCUGCUCCAUGAGCAGGGCCAUCAGGAGGAGGCUAUCUCCAUGUUUAAAGAAGCAAUACAUAAAAUGCCAAGACAGUUCGCACCACAGAGCCUUUACAACAUGAUGGGAGAAGCCUACAUGCGACUGAAUAAGCUGCCUGAAGCUGAACACUGGUACAGGGAGUCGCUGAGAGCCAAGUCGGACCACAUUCCUGCACACCUCACCUAUGGAAAACUCCUGGCUAUGACAGGCCAGAAAACAGAAGCUGAGAGGUACUUCCUGAAGGCUAUCCAACUGGAUCCCACAAAAGGCAACUGUUACAUGCAUUAUGGUCAAUUUUUAUUGGAAGAGUCGCGGCUGCUGGAAGCAGCAGAGAUGGCAAAGACCGCUGCGCGCCUCGACGGUGGGGAAUUUGAUGUGGUCUUCAGUGCUGCUCACAUGCUCAGACAAGCCAAACUCAAUGAGGCAGCCGAGAAGUAUUACGGACAAGCAGCAAGUCUGAGACCCAACUACCCUGCAGCUUUGAUGAACCUUGGAGCGAUCCUCCAUCUCAACGGGAAACUGCAAGAAGCUGAAGCCAAUUACCUCCGGGCUCUUCAGCUGAAACCAGAUGACACCAUCACCCAGUCAAAUCUGCGUAAGCUUUGGAACAUCAUGGAGAAGCAGGGCCUGAGGACCACAAGCCCCUGAGAUCUCGCAUCCUGCCUACAUGCCAUCUGCAACCCAGACCCAGGAAGAAGGACGGCGUACGUGCCCUGAUUCUGCUUUCUCAUCCAGGAAUGAAGGAAGCGACUGAGGGAGGAUAUUUGCAGAGACGCAGCGACUGGUGCACAGCCCCUGCUAAUCACCAUUGAGCUCUGCAAACACCUCAGGCCUGCAGCUUUGCUCAGUAUUGCUUACAGUUAGGAAGGUGCUACGUGGUAUUUGGAUUCCUUUCUGCAGAUUUACUGUGCUCACAGAAUCCUUUAAUUUUUUUCUUCAUGAACAUUUCAAGUUAAAGUGAGGCCACAGGUUCAUCGCUCUAGCAGGAUGAGGAAUGAAAAACACAGUGCUGAAGGAAUUUCUGUCAGACUUUAGUUUCACUACAUGUUUUUUCUUGAAAAUGAAGAAAAGGAGGUACAGUCAUACACAGGACACAAUUUAACUUCUUAAAAUUUGCAUUUUAAACUGAUAUUAUUCAUAUUUUCAUUAUUUGCCUUUGAACCUUCUCAGUCACUUUAAAUCUAUUCAAUUACACUUUGCUCUGAUAUCUCCCAGUAUUGAUUCCAAAUUGUAGCAGCUCUCCUGAUAUUCAGGGAAAAGUAUAAAAAGGGAAUGCAAUGCAACUAUUGCCGCACUAUAAUAGUCUCUAAAUUCUCCAAAAGGCUGUAAUUUGCCUGUUUUAGCAACCAUAAAAGAGGAUAACUAAGUGAUGACUUUAAGGCUUUGAAAUCUUCUUCAUCCAUGUACCAGUGGUAUUUUUUACUUUUUUUGAUUCUUCAUUCCUGAAAAUGCCACAGCAGCAACUUGGUUGGAAGAUAAAUAUUAAACUACCCUGGUAACAAAAAGCUUACAGCUUAAGGUUGCAGAUGGAAAACCUUCUUUCAGGUCCUUAAGAAGUUCUACAGGACCUGAAAAAGAAGAGUUCAUGCAGCCAAAUGUAAAUGUCAAGCUAAUGUUCAGCUUUUAUUCUUACAUGGAUCAACGCACAGUCACAACUCAUUCAAAGAGGAAUGUUUAAAUGUCUUUAUGUUCGAAUAAAGCUACUUCAUUGUGUUUGUUUAAAUAAAUCCUAAUAUAUAGCUACCAUGUUUUAGCAUACAGAACAACACAGCAAACUGUAGCUCCAGUACUGAGUAAGUUUGGCUCGUUACAAUACAGGACAAGGGGUUCCUAGUAUUCUUAAAGUGGUUCUUAGGUCUCAUUUGUAUAUAUUUUGUUUAGUUUUCCUAUAUUUGGUUGUUUAUUGUCAGCUUUUAGUAAAAGAAAGUGCACCUUCAUAAAAGUUUAUACAGUAUUUCUUAUUAUUUGUUGGUCCUAAACAUUUUGACUGUCUUCAGUUUACCACAUACUGAGUUAUUGCUCUGUUGCCUGUUAGGGAUAUCCAGAGCUUAUCCCUGGUACCGGAUGGGGGGUCCAGAUCAAAGCAUGAUCUGCAUCAAGAUGUCAGAUAGUCUCUGAGAUUUGAUCCCAGCUGGACCCUCAGUGAGCGGUGUGGCUGCAUUUUGUGCAGUCAGUUAUUAAAUAUCACAAACUAUAUUAACGUUUAUAGGCUGCAACACAAUAUUCUAGCUUGAUCUAACAAGUCUGGAUUUCCCCCAACAAUUCAGCCUUUAUGAUGGUGAUGACAACAGAACAGAGACUGUACUGGGGGCUGCAGCUCCCAGUCUCUGUCUCAUGUACCACAGACUGGGAGCCGCAGGCUGGGCUCAUUUAUCCCCAAAUAGCAGCUGAAUCACCAGUCAUUAAAUGUUACAAUGUUCUAAACAAAGUUCAUAAAGCACAAAAACUGGGACCGCUUUGACAUGUUACAAAGUGAAUUAUCAACAAAUCAUUUCCAAACUGAGAACACAUGCUUGUGUUGGUUGUUUCUUUUCUUUUACUGCACUUUAAAGCUAACACAUUUUAAAGCUCAUACAGUGCUGUGGAAAAGUAUUUACCCCCCUACAGACUUCUUCUGUUGGUUGUCACUUAAAUGUUUAGAAUCAAAUACAUUUUACUAUCAGAUAAAGAUAACCUGACUAAAUAUAAAAAACAUAUAACUACAAAUAAAAUGAUGAUGUGAAUCUGAAGAAAUUCAAGAAAAGAUGAGAAACAGGGUCAGUGACAACAGUGAAGUCAGGAAUCAUUGACAAGUCAUUCCAGGGCUUUCCCACCCUGAGAUUCCCUUUUGGACUCAAGUGAAUCACACUGAGAGCCAUUUUCCACAAAUGGAGAAAACACAGCGGUGAAUCCUCUAAACACCAAGACUGGAUAGCAGAAUAUCUGACCUACAGUCAAACAUAGUUGACCAUUGCACCAGUAUGGGGAGGGUUUGGUGCUUCAGGACCUGGACAAUCUGCUGCAGCUGAUGGAACCACAAACUCUGCUCUCUAGCAAGAAAUCCUGAAGGACCAUCAGUCCACCCUUGGCAGCGAUUAUUAGGUUUAGCUAGGAGGAAAUGAUUUCUCCACCUGGUGUGAGUAUGUUUUUCCCUUAAUGAAUGAAAUAAUAAUAUAUAUACUUUAUGUAUUUAUUUGGGUUAUCUAUGUCUGAUUUUAAAAUGAAAUGUGUUUGAUGUUCUGAAAUAUUUAACAAUAAUAGACAGGAAACAAAUCUGUAAGGGGGCACUUACUUUUUCACAUCGGUGUAUGCAGCCAGUGGCAGUUCUAGACCAAAUUUACCAGGGGGGCCAGGGUGGGGCCAGUGUUUUUUUUUCAUGGGGCCACAGAACAAAAGAAUGAAACAACAAAAACAGGCUAAUAGUAUCUUGUUUAAUAUAUUUAGUGACCCAAAGAGCCACUUGUGGCUCUGGAGCUGCAGGUUGUAGACCCCUGAUCUAGCAGAUGAAAGCUGCUAAAAGUGAAACACCUUAAUUUUUAAUUCACUGUUGAAGUAAAACUGUAAAAGUAAAAAAUAAACUUGGUCCAAGCAAUCAAUCAGUUAGAGUUUCUUUCCCACCACAUAUCAUCAUAAGAAAUUGAUUUAGCAUUAUUCUUCAGUACCAGGGCCAUAACAGGGUCCAGGACCAGUUCUACAGGGGCCCUGGCCCCUGUUGGCGCCUGUCUAGAGCCGCCCGUGUAUGCAGCAUUGAUUCUAAUGAAGUGACUGGGACUGAGUAAAUGCCCGAUCCUGAUCCGGACAUCCCAGCUGUUGGCAGAACCAGCUGGCGCUGUGUUUUUCCCAUGUAAAAUGAAGGAAGAUAAUUUAAUGGAACUUCUGUCUGUUUUCGUCAUUACUGAGAUUAUGAUGCGUGGUGUUAUUUGUAGCAGUCACAUUGUUGUCUCCACAGUGCUGUUUCUUGACUAUGACGGUGAUAAGGAAAUGUUAAGAGUUCACUCUGAUUUCUUGUCACUCACACACACCCACACACUCAUUCCUGGUGUAAAUAUUUUAAGUGUUAAUGAAGAAACACAAGAUUUUUUUAUGUCAAUAAGAAAGUGUAAAAAGAAAAAGUGUUUGACUCUGUGUCUCUGCUCAGGGAUCUCAGGCAGUGGGCUUUUGCAGAAACUUGUUCACAGAGAGUUUACUAAAUUAAAAUUUAUUUUUGAAAUGUGUUGUAUUUGUAUAAAUUAUCAGGAUUUGUAGCCCUCUCCUCCUUUUUUGUAAAAUAAAAAUCAAACGAUGCGCAAGAA
Girardinichthys multiradiatus is the source of this 6987-nucleotide messenger RNA. RefSeq names its product transmembrane O-mannosyltransferase targeting cadherins 2b (gene tmtc2b). The coding region runs from base 830 to 3364 and encodes 844 amino acids. The record is from RefSeq and is a predicted model, not a curated record. NCBI's taxonomy places the organism in Eukaryota, Metazoa, Chordata, Actinopteri, Cyprinodontiformes, Goodeidae. Gene Ontology annotation, molecular function: mannosyltransferase activity; protein binding. The transcript has 13 exons. Gene Ontology annotation, cellular component: endoplasmic reticulum membrane. Gene Ontology annotation, biological process: protein O-linked glycosylation via mannose.